Messenger RNA from Candidula unifasciata, 272 nucleotides. NCBI's taxonomy places the organism in Eukaryota, Metazoa, Mollusca, Gastropoda, Stylommatophora, Geomitridae. The record is from the annotation of a GenBank genome assembly.
CUUUGCGCGGGGACAGAUCAGCACUGCACGGGGAGAAAUCAGCACUGCACGGGGAGAAAUCAGCACUGCACGGGGAGAAAUCAGCCUUGCAUGGGGAGAAAUCAGCACUGCACGGGGAGAGAUCAGCACUGCACGGGGAGAGAUCAGCACUGCACGGGGAGAGAUCAGCACUGCACGGGGAGAGAUCAGCACUGCACGGGGAGAGAUCAGCACUGCGCGGGGAGAAAUCAGCACUGUACGGGGAGAGAACAGCACUGCGCAGGGAGAGAUAA